AUGCCGGACAAGCGCCUUCGAGGCUCGACUCAAUACUCAAGCCACCCCCCAACGGUCCGAGCUCGAGCCCGUCUGGAGAAGCUGCCCGAGGAGAAACGUCGCUUCGAGCUGGCCAAGAACAGGGAGUACAACUCCAUGUGGCAGUCAUGCACUCGCAUCUCCCGCCGCGAGGAAUACCGGCUCGCAUCUCUGGAAGGUCGACGAAACAUGCUGAUUUCAAACCUUCGGGGAGUCAUGGAUAAACGUCGCGAGAGUGGCAAAUUGAUUUGCGGCGUCGACGCAGAAGUCAUGGUUAAGCGCCACCUUCGCAAGGAAGCCGCCCUACGUGCCGCCCAGGACGGCUCUAGGCAUGUCCCCAUCGGCCUCCAAGGGGUUUCCGUCGAAGCCCGGCUUGAUCGUCUUGACCAGGAGCCACCGUCCACCUCGGAUAACUGGCUUGAAUCGGAGGGAGGUCAGAGUCCCAACAUGUUUGAGCACCAGCCAGUCCUGGGUGAUUAUGUGGACGACACGGACGUCACUCAGCUUCACGACCAGCUCGCAGAUACGGAGCGAGGCAUGCGGGAGUUGAUGAGGAUCCAGAUCCACCUCACUCGCGUGGCCGAUCAGACACUCUCCGUUGUCUCGACACUGGCAGAGAGUAACCGCCGUCUGGACGCCAAGCUGGAGUACGUGAUCCAGUUCCUCCAGCACACUCCUGGCCCUUCCCGAGUUGCCAUGCCCCACCCGUCGACGAGCUUCACUCCUCACAACGUGCCCAUGGCCCCGGCGAUGCAGCAGCCCAUGCACCCUAUUCAAGCGGCUCAGCCCGAAGGUUUCCUUCCCAUGAACAACUUCGAUCCGAAGUCGCUGCCCGAGCAGCAGCAGCCUCGGCAGAUGGAGCAGCAAGCCACGCAAUAUAUUCAUAAUAUGGCAAGUAUUUAA
Molecule: messenger RNA, 921 nt
Organism: Clonostachys solani
Lineage: Eukaryota; Fungi; Ascomycota; Sordariomycetes; Hypocreales; Bionectriaceae
Source: the annotation of a GenBank genome assembly